GAAUAGAAUAUGUAAAAUGUACUGUCUGAUUGAUACAAAGGUAGGUUCAUAUCAUGCCUAUUUUUAUCUGUUGUUUGUUAUACUGACGUAGAGGCAGCCCUGAACAUCACACGUAACCACAUACUGCACAGGUUGAUGAAUGUUUAGCCACAUACACACAGAGACCAACAGGCCUGCAGACAGAGGAAGGCAACGUGAGCAAAGACUCGUAACAAAACUCAAGUCCCACACAACUCAAACUACAGUGCACUGAGUGAAAAGACCAGAACAGCAGGGUGAAACUGCCACCUAUGCCAAAGUGACCAAAACAAAGAAGGAGAAAGAAAAACAGGACCCUGUGUACAGUCUGCUGAACAGAGAGGACACCGUGAUACUGUAGUAUACUGUAGUGCUAUACUGUAGUGCUAUAUAGUAGGGCUAUACAGUAGGGCUAUAUAGUAGGGCUAUACUGUGGUACUAUAUAGUAGGGCUAUACUGUAGUGGUAUAUAGUAGGGCUAUACAGUAGUGCUAUAUAGUAGUGCUAUAUACUGUAGUGCCUUACAGUAGUGCUACACUGUAGUGCUAUACAGUAGUGCUAUAUAGUAGUGCUAUAUAGUAGUGCCUUACAGUAGUGCUAUACAGUAGUGCUAUACUGUAGUGCUAUAUGGUAGGGCUAUACUGUAGUGGUAUACAGUAGUGCUAUAUAGUAGUGCCUUACAGUAGUGCUAUACAGUAGUGCUAUACUGUAGUACUAUACAGUAGCGCCUUAUAGUUGUGCUAUACAGUAAUGCUGUACUGUAGUGCUAUACUGUAGCACUAUACUGUAGUGCUAUACUGUAGUGCUAUAUAGUAGGGCUAUAUAGUAGGGCUAUAUAGUAGGGCUAUACAGUAGGGCUAUACUGUAGUGCUAUACUGUAGCACUAUACUGUAGUGCUAUACUGUAGUGCUAUAUAGUAGGGCUAUAUAGUAGGGCUAUAUAGUAGGGCUAUACUGUAGUGCUAUACUCUAGUGCUAUAUAGUAGGGCUAUACAGUAGUGGUAUAUAGUAGGGCUAUACUGUAGUGGUAUACAGUAGUGCUAUACAGUAGUGCCUUAUAGUUGUGCUAUACAGUAAUGCUGUACAGUAGUGCUAUACUGUAGUGCUAUAUAGUAGGGCUAUAUAGUAGGGCUAUAUAGUAGUGCUGUACAGUAGGGCUAUAUAGUAGGGCUAUACUGUAGUGGUAUAUAGUAGGGCUAUACUGUAGUGCUAUACUUUAGUGCUAUAUAGUAGGGCUAUACAGUAGUGCUAUAUAGUAGGGCUAUACUGUAGUGGUAUAUAGUAGGGCUAUACUGUAGUGGUAUAUAGUAGGGCUAUACUGUAGUGGUAUACAGUAGUGCUAUACAGUAGUGCCUUAUAGUUGUGCUAUACAGUAAUGCUGUACAGUAGUGCUAUACUGUAGUGCUAUAUAGUAGUGCUAUAUAGUAGGGCUAUAUAGUAGGGCUAUAUAGUAGUGCUGUACAGUAAGGCUAUACAGUAGUGCUAUAUAGUAGGGCUAUACAGUAGUACUAUAUAGUAGGGCUAUACUGUAGUGGUAUAUAGUAGGGCUAUACUGUAGUGCUAUACUUUAGUGCUAUAUAGUAGGGCUAUACUGUAGUGCUAUACAGUAGUGCUAUACUGUAGUGCUAUACAGUAGUGCCUUAUAGUUGUGCUAUACAGUAAUGCUGUACAGUACUGAUAUACUGUAGUGCUAUACAGUAGUAUAUGACAUGUGAAUAGACUCUGGGGAUAUUAAUACUGUACACCUAGGUGUAUGCCAAGAUGUGUUUUUUAAAUACUGAUUUGGUUUUGAACUUCAUUUGAUGCAGUCUGCGGUCUGGGUGCUAUCUUUGAGCCUAGCAAAGAUGUAGAUGACAUUAUUUGACCUUUUAUUCAAUAAAAACAAACCAAGCUUGAAUAAAAGCAAUAUUAAUUCAAACAAAGAGUUAGCCAAUUUUUUCCAAAGGUUUGUUAUGCCAACAUGAAAAUAUGAACUUAGACACACAAAUGAAUAAUAAGACAAGACCGAGACAUACAUAGAGAAAGAGAUGUGGACAAAGGAGAAUAUGUGGCAGGCUAAUGUGGUUACAGUGUUUCUAUAGAAAGCUCAGUCUAAUGGGAGAGGGAGACAGAGCUUAGUAAUAGACAAGUCGCCAUCAUCAUGUCUCCCAACAGAGGGGGAGAGGGGAGGAGGAGGAGAGAAGAGGGAAAGAGUGGGAGGCUGGCUGCACCAUACAGUAUUACCACUUCUCCACACACACCAUGACCCAUGGGCUAGGCAGAAGAGAUUUUUUUGCUGUCACUCUCACAAGGCGUCGUUAUCAUAGACCCGUGUCUCACACCAGAUAGCGUCACUCCUACACAACGCUCGUCCCUCAACCCAUCAGUGCAGACGGCUGUCCCGCUAUCUGACGUGAGACAAUGCAUCAUAGACAUGAUGGAGUUGUGUAGUAUCAGGGGUAUGGAUGCUGUUUAUUAGAGAAGCUCUCAACACACACAUACAGAUACACACAUGCUCCUCCACCCCUAUUAACCCUGCCAUUAAACCUGGAGCAACAGUCUGAAGUUACCUUAGACGUACGGCGGAGGCAGACUCGCUGCUAGCCACUGUCUGUGGGGAGAGAACGAGAGAGAACAACAUCAGUGUGCUGGAUCUAUGUAGGUAGAGCUGCUAGGGCAGGGCUUGCAGUGUAGACACUUGGCUGUGGAUAGGCUACAGGCAGUGUGCUGCUGGGGAAGAUACCUGGUAGUAAUUAGUGGUCAGACUCUUCUGGGAGAGAGAGGAGAGAGAGGGGGGCUGGCUUUCUGGAGGAGGUUGAGGAGGAGGAAAAGGAGGAGAGAGAGGAGAGAGCGUGCUACCGUUCAUUUAGAGGCAGCAGCAAGAGACUGAAGCAUCGUCUGUCUGAGCUGAGGCAGGGCUGCAUGGAAUGGAGGAAUACUAGAGAGCAGCGCUGCUUGUCUGUCUGUCGACACACUCUGUCUGGACUCUCACGCUGCGUUCAGGAUAGAUUGUGUGUUGAGUGGAUGAUAGGAAUAGAGGAUGCAGGUCUGAUAUGCACAGUAUGUCUGUUUGUGAUCACAUGUGAAUAGGUUUGUGUGUGUUCACUACAUCCAAGCAGACUCCAGUUGUGUUGUAGUCAUGGCUGCCUGAGGGACUGCUCCCUGGCUGUGUGGAUCUGGAGCCCCCUCUGAUAUCAUGCUGAGAGUUGGGCCAGCGUCCACUACUCUAAUCCUGCUGCUGUCAUACUGCUGCUGCCACCUGUGUCACUCUCUGGGAAUCCCUAAACUGUCCUCCUAUGCCAAGACAGAGGACAAACUGUUCAAGAACCUCUUCAGAAACUACCAGAAAUGGGUGAGGCCUGUGGAAUACCUCAACGGCACCGUACGGGUCAGAUUUGGGCUGGCCAUCUCCCAGCUAGUGGAUGUGGACGAGAAGAACCAGUUGAUGACAACCAAUGUGUGGAUGAAACAGGAAUGGUUGGACAUGAAGCUACGCUGGAACCCUGAUGACUACCUGGGCAUCACUAACAUCAGAGUCCCCUCGGACUCCAUCUGGAUCCCAGACAUUGUGCUCUAUGACAAUGCCGAUGGACGUUUUGAGGGCUCUGUCACCAAGGCUGUUGUCAGGUAUGAUGGCACCAUCACCUGGACACAGCCCGCUAACUACAAGUCAGCCUGCAUCAUCGAUGUCACCUUCUUCCCCUUUGACCUGCAGAACUGCUCCAUGAAGUUUGGCUCCUGGACCUAUGAUGGCUCACAGGUUGAUAUCCUCCUGGAGGACUUCCAUGUGGAUAAGAGGGACUACUUUGACAAUGGUGAAUGGGAGAUAGUGAAAGCGACAGGCAGCCGUGGUCUGAGGAUGGACGGUUCCUGCCACUUCCCCUUCAUCACCUACUCCUUUAUCAUCCGUAGACUGCCGCUCUUCUACACCCUCUUCCUCAUUAUCCCCUGUAUCGGCCUUUCCUUCCUCACCAUCCUGGUCUUCUACCUGCCCUCCAACGGCGGGGAGAAGAUCUCCCUGUGCACCUCUGUGCUGGUGUCCCUCACCGUCUUCCUUCUCGUGAUCGAGGAGAUCAUUCCGUCCUCCUCCAAGGUCAUCCCUCUGAUCGGGGAGUACCUGGUGUUCACCAUGAUCUUUGUCACGCUCUCAAUCGUCAUCACCGUCUUCGCCAUCAACAUCCACCACCGCUCCUCGUCCACCCACCAAGGCAUGGCGCCCUGGGUGCGCCGUAUCUUCCUGCACAGGCUGCCUAAGCUGCUGUGUAUGCGCAGCCACGUGGACCGCUAUGCUACCCCAGGCAGGGCCAGGGAAGGACUGGCAGGGAGAGAGUGGGCAGGACUGGCAGGGAGAGAGGGGGUAGUAGGGGGCAUUACGAAGGGUUCUUCACCAGAGUCCACCCCUCAUCUCUCCUCUAGGAAUAACCUGCAGGCUGCUUUGGACUCUAUCCGCUACAUCACCAUGCAUGUGGUCAAGGAGAACGAGGUCAGAGAGGUGGUGCAGGACUGGAAGUUUGUGGCUCAAGUUCUGGAUCGUGUGUUCCUGUGGACCUUUCUCCUGGUCUCAGUACUGGGCUCUGCUCUGCUCUUCAUUCCUGUCAUCUACAAAUGGGCAAACAUCAUUGUCCCCAACCAUGCAGGCGACAGCGGAUAAGACUAAACUGAGACUAAGUGCACUGAGCACAAUAAUUUCAGAGACACUACAGUCAGUGCAGAAGAAGAGACACUUACUCACAUGUGGGUGUGGGAGAGCAGUUAUAAUUGCAAUGGAUUCUCGUUCCAUCAUGAUUCUUGAUUUGUGUAUAUGAAUGAGGGAUUGUUGGCUCUAUGUUGCUGUAUCUGUUUAUAGAUUAAAUUAACAUACAAUUGUUUUAUAUUCUGAAAGGAGGAUACCUCCCUAUAGGCAUAUCUCACAAAGUAAAGUAUAACAAGGAAUACAAUUCUCCAGGUUACUGUCUUUCUUGCAUCUGAAAAACAGGCUUCUCACAGUUAAGGAGACAGGAUUAUGGAAGGCUGGCCACAUGAGACUAGUUAAUAAAGUGUUAAUAAAUAACUUUUAAUCCACCCCUUUGUAAAUAAGUGUACAGUACACUUUACCAUUACCCUUUUAUAUGACCCAUUACCUUUUAUGUUUAAGUUGACAUUAACCUUUUUAACCUUUUUAAGUCGACAUUAACCUACCCUUUUAUAUACACUACCCUUUUAUAUUACCCUUACAUUACACUUUUCUAUUUUAUUAACUCUAGGUUGGUAAAAUACAAAAUAAAAUAUAUAUUUUUUUAACAGUGGCUACAUUCUCAGAAAAGCAGUAUUACAUAACUAGAUCAAGAAAGAGUUUAAUUAUAAUCCGCUUGAAUAAGCUUCACUGAAGAAUUCAGCUGUGAAUGCUCUUGUAUGAGCAAAAACUACUGUUUGGCUUGUGUAACAGUUAACUUAGCAGACAAAUCAUUGUUAGAGUGAAUUAAUGUACCUACUUUCCAGCUUCUAAGACCAUCUCUUUGCAUUAUAGAGGUGUCUUGAGAUUAUCUUUUAAGUCUGUGAGUCUGUUAGAAACUGGGAGACUUAUUUGGGGACUUAAGUCAGUCAGAGUCUACCUGAUACAAAAACAAGAGUUGUUGUUUUGCAUUCUGUUCAUCCCGCCUUCUGAUUUCACCUAUCAUUCAGAUGAAAGAUGCCAAGCCAUAAUGGAAGCAUAAACUCAUACCUUCUCAUAUC
This is a messenger RNA of Salmo salar (Atlantic salmon), 5707 nucleotides long. The record is from RefSeq and is a predicted model, not a curated record. Lineage: Eukaryota; Metazoa; Chordata; Actinopteri; Salmoniformes; Salmonidae.